AUGGGGCUUUUUAUCUCUGAAGAACACUUUCAAGCCCUCGUGAUCUGGGAACAGAGAUGCAGGUCAACAGAUUAUGGCACCACCUAUGAAAAACUAAAUGACAAAGUGGGUUUGAAGACGGUCCUCAGUUACCUCUAUGUCAACCCCACCAACAAAAGGAAGAUCAUGCUUCUUAGUGAUCCUGAAAUGGAGAGCAGUAUAUUGAUCAGCUCAGACGAAGGGGCAACUUACCAGAAGUAUCGGCUCACAUUCUACAUCCAGAGCCUGCUCUUCCAUCCCAAGCAGGAGGACUGGGUGCUGGCCUACAGCUUGGAUCAAAAGGUAACAAUAGGUGGAAGAGCGAGCUACUACGUGUCCUAUCGAAGAGAAGCCUUUGCCCAGAUAAAGCUGCCCAAGUACUCCUUGCCAAAGGACAUGCACAUCAUCAGUACAGAUGAGAACCAAGUGUUUGCAGCCGUCCAAGAAUGGAACCAGAAUGACACGUACAACCUCUACAUCUCAGAUACACGUGGGAUCUACUUUACUCUGGCUAUGGAGAACAUUAAGAGUAGCCGAGGUCUAAUGGGAAACAUCAUUAUUGAAUUAUAUGAGGUAGCAGGUAUCAAGGGGAUAUUCCUGGCAAACAAGAAGGUGGAUGACCAGGUGAAGACGUACAUCACUUACAACAAAGGCAGGGAUUGGCGACUACUACAAGCUCCAGAUGUGGACCUGAGAGGAAGCCCAGUGCACUGCUUACUGCCCUUCUGUUCCUUACACCUUCAUCUACAGCUCUCUGAAAACCCAUAUUCCUCAGGGAGAAUCUCUAGCAAGGACACAGCCCCUGGACUUGUGGUGGCCACAGGCAACAUUGGCUCGGAACUCUCCUAUACAGAUAUUGGUGUGUUCAUCUCUUCUGAUGGGGGCAACACAUGGAGACAGAUCUUUGAUGAAGAGUACAAUGUCUGGUUCCUAGAUUGGGGUGGCGCCCUCGUGGCCAUGAAACACACACCUCUGCCAGUCAGGCACUUGUGGGUGAGUUUUGAUGAGGGCCACUCCUGGAACAAAUAUGGUUUCACAUUGCUGCCUCUCUUCGUGGAUGGGGCGUUGGUGGAGGCAGGAGUAGAGACCCACAUCAUGACAGUUUUUGGCCACUUCAGCCUGCGCUCCGAAUGGCAGUUGGUGAAAGUGGACUACAAGUCUAUCUUCAGCCGGCGGUGCACCAAGGAGGACUUUGAGACUUGGCACCUGCUCAAUCAGGGAGAGCCUUGUGUCAUGGGGGAAAGGAAAAUAUUCAAGAAACGCAAGCCAGGUGCUCAGUGUGCCCUUGGUAGAGACUACUCUGGGUCGGUGGUAUCAGAACCCUGUGUCUGUGCUGACUGGGACUUUGAAUGUGACUAUGGCUAUGAGAGACAUGGGGAGAGCCAGUGUGUCCCAGCUUUCUGGUACAACCCUGCUUCCCCCUCAAAGGACUGCAGCCUUGGCCAAAGCUACCUUAAUAGCACUGGGUACCGGAGGAUUGUGUCCAACAACUGCACAGAUGGGUUAAGGGAGAAGUACUCUGCUAAGACUCAGCUGUGUCCUGGAAAAGCUCCUCGGGGACUCCACGUGGUCACCACUGAUGGGCGCCUGGUGGCAGAGCAGGGUCAGAAUGCAACCUUCAUCAUUCUAAUGGAAGAGGGUGACCUCCAAAGGACAAACAUCCAGCUUGACUUUGGGGAUGGGAUUGCUGUGUCCUAUGCCAAUUUCAGCCCCAUUGAGGAUGGCAUCAAGCAUGUGUACAAGAGUGCGGGGAUCUUCCAGGUGACAGCCUAUGCAGAGAACAGCCUUGGCUCUGAUACAGCUGUCCUCUUCCUGCACGUGGUUUGUCCAGUGGAACACGUUCACCUUCGAGUUCCAUUUGUCGCCAUAAGAAACAAGGAUGUGAACAUCAGUGCAGUUGUGUGGCCCAGUCAAAUGGGGACCCUUACCUACUUCUGGUGGUUUGGCAAUAGCACAAAGCCCCUCAUCACCUUGGACAGCAGCAUCUCUUUCACAUUCCUUGCAGAAGGAACCAACACCAUCACUGUGCAGGUAGCUGCUGGGAAUGCUCUCAUCCAAGACACGAAGGAGAUUGCAGUACAUGAAUACUUCCAGUCACAGCUCUUAUCAUUCUCUCCAAAUCUCGAUUACCACAAUCCUGAUAUUCCUGAGUGGAGGCAAGACAUUGGCAAUGUUAUAAAACGAGCUCUGGUUAAGGUGACCAGUGUCCCAGAAGACCAGAUUCUUGUGGCUGUGUUUCCAGGUCUCCCCACUUCAGCAGAGCUUUUCAUCCUUCCACCUAAGAACUUGACAGAAAGGAGGAAAGGUAAUGAAGAGGAUCUAGAACAAAUUGUAGAGACACUAUUUAAUGCAUUAAACCAAAACUUGGUACAGUUUGAGCUGAAGCCAGGGGUCCAGGUCAUUGUAUAUGUCACACAGCUGACAUUAGCUCCACUGGUGGACUCCAGCGCUGGGCACAGCAGCUCUGCCAUGCUUAUGCUCUUGUCAGUGGUGUUUGUCGGCUUGGCUGUGUUUCUGAUCUACAAGUUUAAAAGGAAAAUCCCCUGGAUCAACAUCUAUGCCCAAGUCCAACAUGACAAGGAGCAGGAGAUGAUCGGGUCAGUGAGCCAAAGUGAAAACGCCCCAAAAAUCACACUCAGUGAUUUCACCGAGCCUGAGGAGCUGCUGGACAAAGAGCUAGACACACGGGUCAUAGGAGGCAUUGCUACCAUUGCAAACAGCGAGAGCACAAAGGAGAUCCCCAAUUGUACUAGUGUUUAAUCAAGAAGUCUUGUGGUCAACCACCUUCCUGACUUUUUAUUUUUGAUGACUACUAUUACUAUUAUUAUGGAAAAAUUAAAAUGUCUUUUUUACCUUUUGUUUACCAA
Peromyscus eremicus (cactus mouse) is the source of this 2885-nucleotide messenger RNA. RefSeq names its product sortilin related VPS10 domain containing receptor 3 (gene Sorcs3). Gene Ontology annotation, molecular function: protein binding. The transcript is spliced from 23 exons. Lineage: Eukaryota; Metazoa; Chordata; Mammalia; Rodentia; Cricetidae. Bases 1 to 2778 code for a protein of 925 amino acids. Gene Ontology annotation, cellular component: postsynaptic density membrane. The record is from RefSeq and is a predicted model, not a curated record.